AGCUGGAUGCUUUAAAAGCCCUGUCCACGGCCCGGGCUACACUGCAGACCAACUGAGCGCAACCGAGAGCGGCUACGUGCGCGUUUAUAGAAAGCUGGGACGCUUGAAUAUAUAUAUCUACAGUCCAGCUCUGAGAAAAGUGAUGCUGCUUGUAAGGAUGGGCUCGGCGGCACUGCUGUGCGCUCUGCUAUUGACUCUGGCGGAUCGUGUCUGCAUGGGGAUGCAGCACAAGAUAAGACCACCCGCAUGGUUCCCUAAAGCUACAGGUGAAGGCUAUAACGCUGCAGUUCACCAGUCCAGCAGGUACCCACUGUACAUGAUGCAGCUCUACCGAGACUACAAGUCUGUGGACGCGGGAAGGAGCAGCACCCUAAGAGAUGCCAGACCAACUCUCCAUCAGUCCGACUCCGUGCUCAGCCUAGUCGCUAAAGACUGUCAUCAGGUUGGGGAGAGAUGGGCUGUCACUUUUGACAUGUCCUCUCUUUUGUCCAGUGAAGACAUUCAGCUCUGUGAGCUUCGCAUCCGCCUCCCCGCCUUCUCCUCAACCAAACGGGCUGUUGUUGAUCUCUACCACUCCAGGGAAGAUGCCUGCGAGCCGGGAGACGAGUCCUGCCCUGAGCGGCGCCUCUUUCUAGGCAGCAUCAAACCGUCGGUGGGCGCUGCUGUCUCCUCUUCAUCCUGGCGGGUUUUUAACGUGACCGCUCUGCUCACGCACUGGCUGCGCAGAGGAGGCGGGGAGGACCGCUCUCUGCCCAGAGAGAUUUUAUCACACAGACAAGAUAAAGACACUACAGAGGGCAGUGGAGAAUACGCCGCCGAUCCUUUACCUGCAAGGAUGCGCAAAAUACGUCAUCCCACAGCAAACAGGAUCAUGGUAGUAGUGUUUUCGAAGAGCACGCGGGCUCGCGAUCACCUGCGCGCCCCGACUCUCAUCCGCACAGUGGAGCUCUCCAAAUACGUGCUCCUGCAGCGCGCCGGUGACGUCACCCCGAACCGUCGGCACAAGCGGAACCGCAUAGAUAUGGAUCACUAUCGGCCGAUGCAUGGUGAGGGCGUGGCCAAUUCCUCUGCAGAGUCUGCGCAGAGACCGCUGUGCAGAAAAGUGGACAUGUGGGUGGAUUUUGACCAGAUCGGUUGGAAUGAAUGGAUCGUGCACCCAAAACGCUACAACGCGUUCCGCUGCGAGGGGGCGUGUCCCAUUCCGCUGGACGAAUCUUUCAAACCCACCAAUCACGCCUACAUGCAGAGUCUGCUGAAGCUCUAUCACCCGGAGAGGGUCACCUGUCCGUCCUGCGUACCCACCCGUCUCAGCUCGCUCUCUAUGCUAUAUUAUGAGGGGGAUGAUGUGGUUCUGCGCCACCAUGAGGACAUGGUUGUAGAGGAGUGUGGCUGUCACUGAGAGGAGCGGGAGACUUGUGUUAGUCCCUCUAAACCCCCGCCCGACCCCGGAUGCUCUUGCUUUUCUCAUGUUACUAUUCCUGCUAUCAUCAUCAUCAUGUCGCACGUUUUAAGAAACGAUUACCUUUAUGUUAAGCGAUAAUUUUCUCCGACCAGAUAUAUUUAAUAUUUAAAUAUAACCUAUAAUUUUAAACGUUUAUUUUACUGAAUUUUCAAUAAUUUGUAAUUUUUGUACAAAAUGUAUAUAUUAUGUUCAAUACAAAUAUG
Messenger RNA from Astyanax mexicanus (Mexican tetra), 1665 nucleotides. It is a transcript of the gene spaw, whose product is annotated as southpaw. Bases 143 to 1399 code for a protein of 418 amino acids. Gene Ontology annotation, cellular component: extracellular region. NCBI's taxonomy places the organism in Eukaryota, Metazoa, Chordata, Actinopteri, Characiformes, Acestrorhamphidae. Gene Ontology annotation, molecular function: cytokine activity; growth factor activity; type I activin receptor binding. The transcript has 3 exons. The record is from RefSeq and is a predicted model, not a curated record. Gene Ontology annotation, biological process: SMAD protein signal transduction; BMP signaling pathway.